Symbiodinium natans is the source of this 1056-nucleotide messenger RNA. The record is from the annotation of a GenBank genome assembly. NCBI's taxonomy places the organism in Eukaryota, Dinophyceae, Suessiales, Symbiodiniaceae.
AUGGCAUCAAGAAAGAACCGCGAGUGGAUCCUGAGGCAGAGGCCCGGCCCUGAUGGCUUCCAGCCCAGUGACCUGGAGCUUCGUGAGUGCCCCAUGCCAGAAUGCCAGGAUGGCGAGGUGCUCCUGGCGACGCAUCUCAUGAGCAUGGACCCAACGAUGCGGAAUGCCAUGGCAGGGGAGGAGGCAGCUGAUCGAACCGAGGGUUCUGCGUAUUACAAGAUGAUGAAUUGGGCACCUGGUUCGGUGAUCACGUGGAGAAUCGCUGGCCUGGUGCUGGAGUCCAAAGCAGAUGGGUUUUCCAAGGGCGACAUGGUCUUCGCCCAGGCUCCGUGGCGAGAGAUCAACGCAGUAAGCGUGGGGGCACUUCAGAAGAUGCCUGAAGGAGUCUCACCCUCCGCGGCAUUCUCCUGCUUGGCCAUGACAGCCAUGACCGGGUACCUUGGCGUUAAGCAUGUGACCAGGCCAAAGCCUGGCGACGUUGCCUACGUCUCUGGGGCAGCGGGCGCCACGGGUUUGAUCGCAUGCCACACUCUCAAGCAAAUGGGGUGUCGUGUUAUCGGCAGUGCAGGCUCUGGCGAUAAGGUGGUAUACCUGCAAUCGCAGGGGUUUGAGGCUUUCAACUACCGUGACGAGAGUGUGCUCACAGCUUUAAAGCGUCUGGCUCCUGCAGGGCUUAACGCAUGCUUCGACAACGUCGGUGGAGAGACCCUCGAAGCGGUACUGGAGAUGAUGAACGACACAGGCUGCAUCACGCUGUGCGGCGCAAUCUCCCAGUACGACUCAAAGCCUGAACAGCGCUAUGGGGUGCGGAAUCUGUUCCACAUCAUUGCUAAACGCUUGCGUGUGGAAGGCUUCAUUGUGGGCUUUUUCCCUCCUGAGGCGCAUGCUGAGGCAUCAGAAACUUUGUCAUCCUGGCUGCGUGACGGUAAGAUCUCUGACUGCUCCAGCUUUGUAGAUGGUUUUGAAAAUUUGCCAGAUGGCAUUAUGGGCCUCUUCCGUGGCACGAACACAGGCAAGAUGCUGGUCCGAGUGCCCCUUGAGCUCUGCAAGUUCUGA